UUUCAGGAAAUCUUGCUGUGAUGAAUAUUAACAUGUAUGAGGAAAUAAACAGGCUUUCCCAUCACACUGAUGCAUACAAGCUCAGCAAACUGAUCAUCCGUCGGGGUCAAGAGUUCAUCAUGGGCAUUGUCUUCAAUCGCCAAUUUGACCCGAAAACAGACUUGUAUUUUAUUGAGUUCCUGAUUGGCAUGAACCCCAUCCGUACCCAAAAGACGUUAAUCAGCUUGACCCCUGGUGAAAAUAACCCGAUCAGUAAUUGGGGCAUCCGUGUGGUGGAGACCAUUAACACUGAGACUAAGUUGGGCAUCACACCAGCCGCUGACUGCAUUGUGGGUCUGUAUAGCACUUAUGUAACUGUUAUAACCAAUGCUGGAAAACAACGCUCUCAGAGAAAUCAGACAACAGACUUCUACGUGCUGUUCAACCCAUGGGCGCAGAAGGAUCAGGUUUACCUGGGCAAUGAAGAAGAGCGGCAGGAGUAUGUGCUGAAUGAUGUUGGAAUGAUCUUCAACGGAUACUAUAAUAAUAUUGGCAGCCGACCAUGGAAUUAUGGACAGUUUCAGAGUGGAAUUCUGGAAGCUUGCAUCUUCAUCCUGGAUUUUGGGAAAAUGCCCCUCCAGUACAGAGAUGAUGCUGUAAAAGUGGUUCGGAAAGCCUCAGCAAUGAUCAACUCCCAAGAUGAUGAUGGAGUCCUAGUAGGUAGCUGGAGUGGUGACUUCAUGUUUGGUACUGCGCCCACAGCCUGGACAGGCAGUGUAGAGAUUCUGCACCAGUAUUAUUCGGAAGGAGGUGUGCCUGUCAAGUUUGGCCAAUGUUGGGUGUAUGCUGGAGUGUUCAACACUUUCCUACGGUGCCUUGGCCUUCCUGCGAGGGUGAUUACCAACUACUGCUCUGCGCAUGACAACAAUGGUAACCUGCAGACUAACAUUGUGCUAAACGAGGAUGGGAGUCUGGACAGAGAAGUCUCAGACACCAUUUGGAACUUUCACUGCUGGAAUGAGGUGUUUUUGAAGAGGCAUGACAUGCAUGAAAAGUACUCAGGCUGGCAGGUGGUGGACUCCACUCCUCAGGAAAUCAGCGAGGGUUAUUACCGCUGUGGUCCUGCAGCUGCUGAAGCCAUCCACAAUGACCAUCUGGGCUAUGCUUUUGAUGCACAAUUUGUGUUUUCUGAGGUCAACAGUGAUGUGGUUUACUAUAAAAGAGACAAGUACAAAAACCUGAAUGUCAUCUAUGUGGACAAAACCUAUGUCGGAAAGUUGGUUUUGACCAAAAUGAUUGGCUCCAAUGAUUAUAAUGACGUCACAAAUUCUUACAAAUAUACUAAGAGUCAUUUGGAGAAUGUAUAA
This is a messenger RNA of Ictalurus punctatus (channel catfish), 1346 nucleotides long. RefSeq names its product coagulation factor XIII A chain. The transcript has 10 exons. NCBI's taxonomy places the organism in Eukaryota, Metazoa, Chordata, Actinopteri, Siluriformes, Ictaluridae. The record is from RefSeq and is a predicted model, not a curated record. Gene Ontology annotation, biological process: blood coagulation, fibrin clot formation; peptide cross-linking. Gene Ontology annotation, molecular function: protein-glutamine gamma-glutamyltransferase activity. The coding region runs from base 21 to 1346 and encodes 441 amino acids.